CGCGGUCCCGCCCCUCCCGUCCGGCUGCCGCCGCCGCCGCUGCCGUCGCCGCCGCCGCCUGGGGCUUGGUUGAGGCGGACGGUGGGUCCUGGCCCUAGUGUGGCGCCGCCGCCGCUACGCGAAGGGGCAAGCGGGCAGUCAGAAGAUGGGUAAGAAGAGUCGAGUGAAAACACAAAAAUCAGGCACUGGUGCUACAGCAAGCGUGUCACCGAAGGAAACCUUGAACCUGACCAGUGAGCUGCUGCAGAAGUGCAGUAGUCCUGCCCCGGGCCCGGGGAAAGAAUGGGAAGAGUACGUGCAGAUCCGGUCUCUAGUUGAAAAAAUACGAAAAAAACAAAAAGGUCUGUCUGUUACUUUUGAUGGAAAAAGAGAAGAUUACUUUCCUGAUCUAAUGAAAUGGGCCUCUGAAAAUGGAGCCUCUGUCGAGGGUUUUGAAAUGGUUAACUUCAAAGAAGAGGGCUUUGGAUUGAGAGCAACAAGAGAUAUCAAGGCAGAAGAAUUAUUUUUAUGGGUUCCACGAAAAUUACUAAUGACUGUUGAAUCUGCUAAAAAUUCAGUGUUGGGGCCCUUGUAUUCUCAAGACCGGAUUCUUCAAGCCAUGGGCAACAUCACACUGGCCUUUCAUCUGCUGUGCGAGCGAGCCGACCCUAACUCCUUCUGGCAGCCCUACAUUCAGACCCUCCCCAGCGAAUACGACACCCCGCUCUACUUCGAGGAGGACGAGGUCCGCUGCCUUCAGUCCACGCAGGCCAUCCACGACGUGCUCAGCCAGUACAAGAACACGGCUCGGCAGUACGCCUACUUCUACAAGGUCAUCCAGACCCAUCCUCAUGCUCACAAACUGCCCUUGAAGGAUUCUUUCACUUAUGAGGACUACAGGUGGGCAGUCUCUUCUGUUAUGACGCGACAAAACCAAAUUCCCACGGAGGACGGUUCCCGGGUGACCCUGGCACUGAUUCCUCUGUGGGACAUGUGCAAUCACACCAACGGCCUGAUCACUACCGGCUACAACCUGGAAGACGACCGCUGUGAGUGUGUGGCCCUGCAGGACUUCCGGGCUGGAGAGCAGAUUUACAUUUUUUAUGGCACUCGGUCAAAUGCAGAGUUUGUGAUCCAUAGUGGCUUUUUCUUUGACAAUAAUUCACACGACAGAGUGAAAAUAAAGCUUGGAGUGAGUAAAAGUGACAGGCUCUACGCUAUGAAGGCCGAGGUCCUGGCUCGCGCUGGCAUCCCAACUUCCAGCGUUUUCGCGUUGCAUUUCACGGAGCCACCCAUCUCUGCCCAGCUUCUGGCUUUUCUCCGAGUUUUCUGCAUGACUGAAGAAGAACUGAAGGAACAUUUGCUAGGAGACAAUGCCAUCGAUAGAGUCUUCACCUUGGGGAACUCUGAGUAUCCUGUUAGCUGGGACAACGAGGUCAGACUGUGGACAUUUCUUGAAGACCGAGCCUCACUUCUUUUGAAAACAUAUAAAACGACCAUUGAGGAAGAUAAGUCCUUCUUGAAAACCCAGGACCUUUCUGUCCGGGCAGCCAUGGCCGUCAAGCUGCGCUUAGGUGAGAAGGAGAUCUUGGAGAGAGCCGUCAGGAGCGCGGCUGCCAACCGGGAGCACUACCGCCGGCAGAUGGAGGAGCAGGCCCCGCUGCCGCGGUGCGAGGAGAGCAGCCCCGGGCUGCUGGAGGGCGUGGCGGACUCGCGGCUGCCCCUGGUCCUGAGGAGCCUGGAGGAGGAGGCCAGUGUGCAGGAGGCCUUGACCCUCACGGAGGCCGUGCGCAGGGCCAAGGCCGCGGAGCACGGGCUCGUGAACGGAGAAAACUCUAUCCCCAACGGGACCAGGUCAGAAAAGGAAAGUUUAAAUCAAGAGGAAAGUAAAAGAGCGACUGGAGACGCCAAAGAACCUUCUUCCAACAGCGCUGAGGAAGCUAGAAAGUAGCUCCGAGGUCCUCCGGGGAUUCAGUUUAGCAGAAGCUGAGGAACAGUCCGUUGUCAUCGCUGUGUUCCCUUGUUCACAUUUUUCUUUCUGCAGAGAGGAGAAUAUGUUUUUGCUGCUUUAUAUAAAAAAUGAUUUUUUUAAGUUAUUUAAAAGAAUCUAGCUUCCCUUUUUGAUUAAGAUUGCCAUCUUGCUUCUAGGCCAAACGAGUUAGCAGGCAGCCCACGAAGGGGGAAGAGGUGCCUUGGAAGAUCUUGCAGACCCACUGCGGGCAAAUGUAUUUUCUUCCUGGGGAAGAAUUCAGUUCUUCCAUCAGCUGGGCUUCUGUGGGCCUGUCAUCCUGACAACCAGAAUCAAAGCCUGCCCUGCCUCCCACCAACGGGUGGUCAUGGUGGCGCUCGGGGUGUUCGGCACGGCGAUGGGGCCCUUGGCUGCACAGUGGAAAACAGGCUUGAGGUUAGGAGACUUGAGAGUCUGGGCAAAAAAAAAGAAUUUUUUUUCCUAAAAAAGUAACACCCCAGUACCAAAAGAAAAUGUAAGGUGGCAACCUUAUUUUUAAUAGUUUUAAAUGUUGACGAUAACCCUAAUUAUAUAAACACAGACACACACACACACCCCUAGUGAUUUCUAAAGAUUUGUUUACUUUUUGCGUUUUGUUUUACUGUAUUAAGAACUUGUCCUUCCUCCUUGAAUCAAAAUAGGACAUGCAUCCUCCUCCUAAUUUUAAAUGUCGGCUCUGGUUGUAAACCGGUGUGUCUGUUCCCGGCCUUGGCGGUGGGGAGCUCUCAUGUGCACCGCGUUGGUGUCCAAGGCGAGGUGGUGCCUGGCUUCUCUGGUUGUCACAACAGGCUAGAGAUUUUCAAAACUACACUUUUGAGUAAAAAGCCUUAUUAAAAGGAAAACAUGAUUAA
Molecule: messenger RNA, 2838 nt
Organism: Camelus dromedarius (Arabian camel)
Lineage: Eukaryota; Metazoa; Chordata; Mammalia; Artiodactyla; Camelidae
Gene: SETD3
Product: SET domain containing 3, actin N3(tau)-histidine methyltransferase
Exons: 13
Coding region: 146-1930 (594 amino acids)
Biological process (GO): peptidyl-lysine monomethylation; actin modification; peptidyl-lysine trimethylation
Molecular function (GO): protein-lysine N-methyltransferase activity; protein binding; protein-L-histidine N-tele-methyltransferase activity
Source: RefSeq, a predicted model, not a curated record